Kockovaella imperatae is the source of this 2577-nucleotide messenger RNA. Its product is annotated as major facilitator superfamily domain-containing protein. NCBI's taxonomy places the organism in Eukaryota, Fungi, Basidiomycota, Tremellomycetes, Tremellales, Cuniculitremaceae. The record is from RefSeq and is a predicted model, not a curated record. Gene Ontology annotation, molecular function: transmembrane transporter activity. The transcript has 8 exons. Bases 495 to 2516 code for a protein of 673 amino acids. Gene Ontology annotation, biological process: transmembrane transport.
CCAUACAAUGCAUGCCUGGCUCAUGAAACCUCCAUGCCAUGCCCGAGGUAAUCCCCGAACCUAGGGGUCCACAGCGCCUCAUUUAUUAUUUCGGUGACCGGUACAGGGGGCGUUGGGGGCGGGUCCGGGCCGUUUCUGAUGAUUUGAAAAUUAAACUUUUGACUCCUCUCCAGGCUCGUCUCGGUGAUUAACGCGGCUGUACUUCCUAAUGUCAUUAGGAAUUUGUUCUAAUGAAUGGGCUCCGAGCGCUGACUCAACAUUAGAAAAAAGAUUGAGGGGGCGACCCCCUUUUGCCGGUGAGACGUGUGUGUGUGGUGUAUGAUGAUUAUUUUGGUUGUUGCCGCCGCUUUCGUUCUCGGGCACCGAAGCAAAAAGGUUCAAUCCAUAUAGAUAUACCCACAGUGAUCUCCCAAACGGGGGUCACAGAGGCUACCACAUCGACGUUCGACCGUUCUUCUCUGGCUGGACCUGCUUUGACUUGAGUCCGUCUGCCCAUGUCAUCAUCCUCUACCAUGUCAGCCUCUACGCCGACUCUGAAUCACACAGAGAUGGACGUAUCCACGAAGCAGGCCACUUCGUCCAAAGCACCGAGCGUGCACUCUCAUGCCUCUGCAUCCCAAUCAGCCUCAUCUCAUGCACCGUCCAAACCCGUCACAGCAUCACCUACCGCUGCUGGUCCCAAAGAGGGCAAGGGCCCUCCGAAGGGCACUGCAGCGUUUCAAGCUCCGUUGGACAUUCCCAAAUGGAGAUUCUGGCUCGUGUUUCUGAGUCUGUUGGUCUCCAUCUUCCUGUUCGCCCUCGAUCAACUCAUCCUCGCCACCGCCAUUCCCAAGAUCACCGCGGCUUUCGACGCCCUCAGUGAAUUAUCAUGGGUCGUCAACGCGUUCUUCCUCACGCUACUCGGAUUCAACCUCAUGUACUCUCAAUGGCUGCAGAUCUUCCCUUCAAAACACGUCAUCCUAUUCGCUGUCUUCAUCUUUGAAGUGGGUUCCUUGAUCUCUGGCGUCGCUCCCAGUAUGGAUGUCCUCAUCUUUGGUCGAGCUGUCUCUGGAGUCGGUGCCGCUGGACUAUUCAGCGGUGGCAUGAUCAUCACGGCCGAAUUGACCACAUUGCACGAGCGACCAAAGUAUUUCGGAUUGUUCGGCGCUUGCUUCGCCCUUGCAUCCGUCAUUGGACCUCUGAUCGGAGGAGCGUUCGCCGAUCACGUCAGCUGGAGAUGGUGUUUCUACAUUAACCUCCCUUUCGGAGGAAUCGCCAUGGCUAUGAUCACCGUGUUCCAACCUGCCUCUCACCCCCUGGGACGAAAAGAUUCCUACAAGGGUUACUCGAAAGAGAUGCUCCAGCAACUACUCCGAUGUGACUGGCUCGGUGUGGCCUUCUCCAUGGCUUGGGGAUGUUGUCUCAUCCUCGCUCUUCAAUGGGGUGGUGUCACCAAAGCUUGGAACGAUGGAAGCGUCAUUGCCUGUCUCGUCAUGACCGCUGUCUUGCCUGUCCUCUUCAUUCUCUAUGAAAAUUGGCUAGGAGAUCAAGCCAUGUUCAGACUAGCUCUCAUCAAGAGGCGAUCCAUCGCUGGCGCUUCGGUCGUUCUAUUCUGCUUGUUCGCCGACAUGAUGUUCAUCAUCUACUACCUCUCGCUCAAUUUCCAAGCCGUCUACCACUUCUCCGGUGUCAAGGCUGGAGUUCACCUGCUUCCCUUGAUCCUGGUUCAGGUCGCCGUCCUCAUCGCUUCAUCCCGUAUCAUCCCCAAGAUUGGCCGAUACAAGUGGGUCAUUGUCGCUGGACCCGUCUUUAUCGCUCUCGCCUGUGGUCUGUUCUACACUGUCAAGUAUGGAGACGAUGUCGGCAAGCUUUACGGCUUCCAAGUCAUCUUUGGUAUUGGAAUCGGUCUGGCUAUGCAGAACUCGAUGUUGUCCGUUCAAUACGAUCUCAAGGCUCAACCUUGGCUUAUCGGCGCGGGUACUGGAACCGCCGUGUUCAUUGGCUUUGCGGGCCGUAUCUUGGGCAUCUCUCUCGCUGGCUCCGUCUUUGAAAAUACCAUUCAGACCAACCUACACAAAUAUGUCCCUGAUCUGCCUCAACAACUGGUGUAUGCCGUCGUCAACUCUGCCGAAGCCGUCUGGACUGUCAUCCCUGAUCAACUUCGACCAAACGUCCUCGUAGCGUACACUCAUUCCCUCCGAAAUGUCUACAUCAUGGGAGUCCCCUUCGCCGUUAUCGGUUUCUUCGGUGCACUCGUCAUUCGGGACGACAAGAUGCAAUCCAAAGCCGAGGAACAAGCCGUCAUUGCAGCCAACAGGGAAAAAGAAGCGCUUGCCAAGGCCGCCGCUGAAGGGAAAUCCGUCACACCUACCGAUGCUGAGAAAGUUCAAGCUGUCCAAGAUGCCGUCUCUGACGAGAGAGAACAACAAGAAGCCAUCGCGCUGGCAGCUGUGGCUCCUGUCCCAGAGGCUGUGGUAGAGGGUGGACCCGAUGCGAGAGUUUUGAUAGAUACUCAAAAUGGCAAGAGUCCAGUAUAAGGGGACCCCCUUGUGUCGUGUUAGAUGAUAAUAAUGAUGCAUCUGAAUGUUGUCUUGGGAC